GUAACCUCUGGUGACAAGCUUUGUAAUCUAUGUGAAUGUGUGUGUGCAGUGCUGACAGGGGAGCUGAAGCAUUCCAGUGUGGAGUUGCAGAAAAUGAGAGAAGAGGAAGAGCGCCUAACUCAGCAGCUGAUGGAGCAGAGGAGACAGAGUGAGGAGCAGCUGUCCCGUGAGAAACACUCUGAGAGCCUGCACCGGGACAAACUACUCAGGUUAAAAGAGAAGUUGGAGGACAAACACGAGAUGUGGUUGUCGUGCCAACAAAGGUAUGACACCAUGCAGGAGCAGCUGUCGUCAUGGCAGCAGAGAGAGGCACAGAUGAGCAGGAAGUACCGCGCAGCUGAAGAGGAAGUGAUGCGACAGAGGGAAACCCUGGAGAAGACCCAGGAGGAAACGAGGGAGCUGAGGAGAGACAGAGAGAUGCUGAUAAAGUCCCAUAGCCACAGCCCUGACCCAAGAUGGAGGAAGACUGCAGACAGCAAUAAAGUCAGGGCUGGCUGCAGCCCUAGAAGACCAGAAGACCCAGAAUGCAUUGCACCUGAAUGAGCAGAUGAAGGAGUUUCUGAGGGACGCGCAGUUGGAGCUGACCAUUGAGAGGGAGAAGAACCAACUGCUGCUCCUACAGCACCAGCGGGAAAACACACAGCUGCAUCAAAAGUUGGAGGAGAGAGAGCAGGAGCUACAAGAACUGCAGGACGAGCUGAAGGAGGAGAGGAAGAGCCGAGAGGAGGAGAAACUCCAGGAAAUGCAGCACUCCCAACAGCAGGAGGCGCUACAGCUGAGCCGAGCUGAAGCUGAACUACAGCUGCUGACGGAGAGGAACGCUGAACUUCAAGAAGAGGUGGCGUUACUCCAGGAGACGGUGAGCAGGGAAUGUGAGGAGAGGGGGGGGCUGACGGCUGCUCUGUCUGAAGCUCAGGAGGAGCUCCUGGGGCUGCGAUCCCCAGCGUCUCAUCAGCACUCCCCCAGAUCUCACCUCACAGGGAGACUGUCUCCCCCGGGGUGCAGGCAGAGUCAGACCCGGGUGGCUCCUAAUCGCUCUUUGAACUCCCCAAACACACUGCGACCCCCCCCCUGCCGUCACAGACAAAGAGACAGGCCGGGGCACGGAUAGAGGAGGGGCGGAGAGGAGCUUUCCAUGUUGGAAAAGUGGUGGGGAAAAAAGACGGGAGGGGACGCUGCCCAGACUGAAGCCAGCAGCACAGUGAAGUCAGAAUAUAGGACAUUAAAACAUAAGGUCAGUUUAGAGAGGGAGAGGAAGGUGGAAAACAGGGGAAUAAAUGAAGGACUGUAUGUGAUUUAAAUAGCUUUUCAAAUAAAACACAAUUGUAAUGUU
Gymnodraco acuticeps is the source of this 1333-nucleotide messenger RNA. Its product is annotated as leucine-, glutamate- and lysine-rich protein 1-like. The record is from RefSeq and is a predicted model, not a curated record. The transcript is spliced from 7 exons. NCBI's taxonomy places the organism in Eukaryota, Metazoa, Chordata, Actinopteri, Perciformes, Bathydraconidae. Bases 548 to 1111 code for a protein of 187 amino acids.